AUGGUACGAAAUUAUAAACGUAAAACGGAUCGUGGAACAUGGGAAGAAGACGAUAUGAGAAAAGCUGUUAGAGCUGUGCUUUCUGAGACAAUAGGAUUUCUUCGAGCCUCAACUACAUAUAACGUACCAAAAUCGACUUUGGAACGUCGAGUGAGAAAGGCUCGAUGUGCGGGUGAUGAUGCCGAUUCAGACAACGACUGUGGGAAAAAGAAAUUAGGACGCUAUAAAACAGUUUUUACUAGAGAACAAGAAGAAGAAUUAUCUCAGAACAUUAAAUCGAUGGAAACGCGCCUUUUUGGAAUAACUGGCAAAGAGCUUCGGAUUUUAGCUUUUCAGUUAGCUGAGAGAAACCAUAUUGAGAACCAAUUUAACACACAGACUGGAAUGGCUGGAGAAGACUGGCUCAGUGGAUUCCUAAAAAGGCAUCCUAAACUUUCAUUCAGACGUCCAGAGUCAACAUCUGCUGCAAGGGCUAUGGCUUUUAACAAAAUUGCAGUGAAUGAGUUUUUCACAUUAUUGGAAAGAGUUGUAGAAGAGCAUGGCCUUACCGCUGACGGGAUUUAUAACGUUGACGAGACCGCUGUUAGUACUGUGCCAAAAAGUCAAUCAAAGAUAUUGUCACUUAAGGGACAAAAGCAAGUUGGCUGCUUAUCAUCUGCAGAAAGGAGGCAAUUAGUUACGGCAGAAAUCUGUUUUAGCGCCGCCGGAACAUACAUCCCACCAAUGCUGAUCUACGCCAGAAAACGAAUGAAGAACGAGUUGCUGGAUGAUGCAACACCAGGAUUUUGCGGGACAUGUAGUGACAAUGGAUGGAUAACUUCACAAUUAUUCUAUGAUUGGUUCAAAAUUUUUGUAGAAACCGUAAAACCCACAAAAGAAAAACCAGUAUUGUAG
Messenger RNA from Melitaea cinxia (Glanville fritillary), 894 nucleotides. RefSeq lists its product as uncharacterized. Lineage: Eukaryota; Metazoa; Arthropoda; Insecta; Lepidoptera; Nymphalidae. The record is from RefSeq and is a predicted model, not a curated record. Gene Ontology annotation, molecular function: DNA binding. Bases 1 to 894 code for a protein of 297 amino acids. Gene Ontology annotation, cellular component: nucleus. The transcript has a single exon.